This is a messenger RNA of Carlito syrichta (Philippine tarsier), 3261 nucleotides long. It is a transcript of the gene RO60, whose product is annotated as TROVE domain family member 2. NCBI's taxonomy places the organism in Eukaryota, Metazoa, Chordata, Mammalia, Primates, Tarsiidae. The transcript is spliced from 9 exons. Gene Ontology annotation, molecular function: RNA binding. The record is from RefSeq and is a predicted model, not a curated record. The coding region runs from base 361 to 1977 and encodes 538 amino acids. Gene Ontology annotation, cellular component: ribonucleoprotein complex.
GACGGAGCGCGGGAGGACGCUCUAGCCACCCAGGAGACAGCGAAAGUCUUCCUAGGCCUUGCAGGACCCGUAGCGGAUUCGGAAGGGCCGGGGCCUGAGGAGAAAGGGCGGGGACUCAACGCGCCUAAGGAGGUAACAUCCGGGAUCCUCGCCACUCGGGGGCGGGGGCUGGCAAGCGGAGAGGGGCGGGGCUCGGUCCCGGGACCCGAAGCUGGAAGCCCCGGCGACCGAGCGGGAGCCGUAGCCCUCCUCAAGCUGCCGCCUCCUGCCGUUUCCUGGGGCUGCGCGGGGCUUCUUCUGGCGCCGCUGCGGGGCCGGAGGGCGGUUCGUCGGGCGCAGGUUUCCUAAAAGACAGAAAAAAUGGAGGAAUCUGUACACCAAAUGCAACCACUAAAUGAGAAGCAGAUAGCCAAUUCUGAGGAUGGAUACGUGUGGCAAGUCACUGACAUGAAUCGACUACACCGGUUCUUGUGUUUUGGCUCUGAAGGUGGGACUUACUAUAUCAAGGAACAGAAGCUGGGCCUUGAAAAUGCUGAAGCUUUAAUUAGAUUGAUUGAAGAUGGCAGAGGAUGUGAAGUGAUACAGGAAAUAAAGUCGUUUAGUCAAGAAGGCAGAACCGCAAAGCAAGAGCCUAUGCUCUUUGCACUUGCUGUUUGUUCCCAGUGCUCUGACAUAAGCACAAAGCAAGCAGCAUUUAAAGCUGUUUCUGAAGUUUGUCGCAUUCCUACCCAUCUCUUUACUUUUAUCCAGUUUAAGAAAGAUUUGAAGGAGAGCAUGAAAUGUGGCAUGUGGGGUCGUGCCCUCCGGAAGGCUAUAGCUGACUGGUACAAUGAGAAGGGUGGCAUGGCCCUUGCUCUGGCAGUUACAAAAUAUAAACAAAGAAAUGGCUGGUCUCACAAAGAUUUAUUAAGAUUGUCACAUCUUAAACCUUCCAGUGAAGGACUUGCAAUUGUGACCAAAUAUAUUACAAAGGGCUGGAAAGAAGUCCAUGAAUUGUAUAAAGAAAAAGCACUUUCUGUGGAGACUGAAAAAUUGUUAAAAUAUCUGGAGGCUGUAGAGAAAGUGAAGCGCACAAAAGAUGAACUGGAAGUCAUUCACCUAAUAGAAGAACAUAGAUUAGUUAGAGAACAUCUUCUAACAAAUCACUUAAAGUCUAAAGAGGUAUGGAAGGCUUUGUUACAAGAAAUGCCUCUUACUGCGUUACUAAGGAAUCUAGGAAAGAUGACUGCUAAUUCAGUGCUUGAACCAGGAAAUUCAGAAGUAUACUUAGUAUGUGAGAAACUGUGUAAUGAAAAACUAUUAAAAAAGGCUCGUAUACAUCCAUUUCAUAUUUUGAUUGCAUUAGAAACUUACAAGACAGGUCAUGGGCUGAGAGGAAAACUGAAGUGGCACCCUGAUGAAGAAAUUUUGAAAGCGUUGGAUGCUGCUUUUUAUAAAACGUUUAAGACAGUUGAGCCAACUGGAAAACGUUUCUUACUAGCUGUUGAUGUCAGUGCUUCUAUGAACCAAAGAGUUUUGGGUAGCAUACUCAAUGCUAGUACAGUUGCUGCAGCAAUGUGCAUGGUUGUCACACGAACAGAAAAAGAUUCUUACGUAGUUGCUUUUUCAGAUGACAUGGUACCAUGUCCAUUGACUACAGAUAUGACCUUAGAACAGGUUCUAAUGACUAUGAGUCAGAUCCCAGCAGGUGGAACUGAUUGUACUCUUCCAAUUGUCUGGGCUCAACAGACAAAUACAGCUGCUGAUGUCUUCAUUGUAUUCACUGAUAACGAAACCUUUGCUGGGGGUCUCCAUCCUGCUGUUGCUCUGAAGGAGUACCGAAAGAAAAUGGACAUUCCAGCUAAAUUGAUUGUUUGUGGAAUGACAUCAAAUGGUUUUACCGUUGCAGACCCAGAUGAUAGAGGCAUGUUGGAUGUGUGUGGCUUUGAUACUGGAGCACUGGAUGUAAUUCGAAAUUUUACAUUAGAUGUGAUUUAAAGAUAAGCACCAGCAUAAUAUAAGAGGUCCGUUGCCCUCAGUGAUCUCCCUAAACAAACAGCUACUCCGUUAAUCUCAGUCUGAUGAAAAAUGAUGAUAUAGUAUGCGCCUAAUGGAAAGUUACCUUAGCAAAAAAAAAAAAAAAGGAAGGAAAAAUAAAAGAUGAUAAGCCCAAAGUUCUAUCUACUAAACUAGCUCUUGGGAAAUAGCUUCAGGACUGUAGCUUCCUCUAUAUAAUAGAGAACUUUUUGUUACUAGACACUGUAAAAAUAGUUUUGCUUUGGUGAAUAAUACAUUUAUACUUAAAAGAGGUGAGAGCCAAAAGUGUAAUAACACAUCAUGUCACUUGUUUGAGAAGUGCUUAACAUUUUUAAAAAUGUUUUCAUUGGGAAAGGACAGCUUUGAUAAUGUCCAAAUAUUCUGAAAUGCACUAGACCAUAUAACUGUGAUGGAAUAUGAAACUCAUCUGUAAUCUUUUAUACCAAGGUGGUCAAAAAACUGACAUUUAACUAAAUUAUAAAUGAGUUUUACAGAUUCCUUUCAUAGUUUUCUAAGAUCACAUAAAUAACAGCUUUCUUAUUCAGUGAAAGAUGUUUUAUUUGUGAUGUUUUAUUUGCACUUGUAGAGUAUGUUACCAUUAACCAGAAACAUAAUGACAACUCCUAAAAAGAGAUACUAAAGUUGUGUUGGCUGAGGAAUUCUAUUUUGUUUACUGCCUUUGCUUUGUCAUAUUUUAUUGCCAUGAGUGACGAAUGACUUGACAAUAAUGAUUUCCUCUGAAUUAUAACACAGCCAGAUAUACACAUUCUUUUUGUCUUAUUCUUCAAUGAAAAUAACAUUAAAUGUUUCAAGCACUUAACUUCCCCCAUUCAUAAUAUUGAAAGUUUAAUAAACAAAAUCUCAACUGUAACCAGAUUAGCUUUUUCCUUAUUUUAAAGUAAAAAUUGUUUUAAUUGCUUUAAACUAAUUUUUUAGUCAAUUGUAAAUGGGUUUUAGAUAUUUUUACAUUGUAAACAUGUCAGUGGUGUCCUUUUUGUCCAUUAUUCAUUUUGUGGCUAAAUAUUCUUUUCUGAUAGUGUAAAGAAAUAAUAUAGCAAGCUAAGUCCUUCAGGUUUGAAAGGCAAUUUUUGAGUAGCAUACUACCAUCUAAACAGUCUGUAGUAAUUUAUUUUCCAACUUGUGUGUAUUAAACUUCCGUUUCAUUACACUGAAGUGCAUUAUUUUAUUGAGCAAGCAUCCCUUCUUUAUUGUGAGGUUUAACAUUAAAGCAAUCUUGAAAUGCCA